Molecule: messenger RNA, 2883 nt
Organism: Lutra lutra (Eurasian river otter)
Lineage: Eukaryota; Metazoa; Chordata; Mammalia; Carnivora; Mustelidae
Gene: AEN
Product: apoptosis enhancing nuclease
Exons: 4
Coding region: 218-1195 (325 amino acids)
Cellular component (GO): nucleus
Molecular function (GO): nucleic acid binding; exonuclease activity
Source: RefSeq, a predicted model, not a curated record
CGAGCCUCCCAGAAUCCUCCUCCAGCCUGUCCUGCUCCCCUUUCACUUCUGACCCAGCCCUGCAUGCUCCUUGUGCUUUGUUUCUGUCUCUGUGCUGAGGCUAAGCUGCUUGGAGUCCCGGAUCCGCCCUGGUCACUCUGUGCUCAGCACCUGAGCGCCGCCCUGCUGGCAAUCACCCCCCAGACCGCACCUGCCCCCGAGCGCUGAGCCCACUGGGAUGGUACCCCAGGAAGGCCGUGAGUCUGUGCAGUGCCCGUGCCCUUCCCUGGCUAGCCUGCAGGCCAAGGAUGCGCUUCGGAGGAAGCACAAGAGGAAGAGCCGACAGCACCAGCGAUUCAUGGCCCGGAAGGCGCUGCUGCAGGAGCAGGGGCUGCUGAGCGUGUCCCCAGAGCCGUGGUCCUCCCCACCGCCUACGCCGUCGGGGGCACUGCCAGGCACUGAAGGCACCAGCGGCAGGACGCAGCGUCCAAGGAAUGAACCGGGAGGUGCUUCAUGGAGCAGGAAGCCCACCCCCAGGGAAUCCGCGGGGCCCUGGCCCAGCAAGUGCGUGGCUAUCGACUGCGAGAUGGUGGGCACUGGACCCCGAGGGCGGGUGAGCGAGCUGGCCCGCUGCUCUGUGGUGAGUUACCACGGCGAUGUCCUCUAUGACAAGUACGUCCGGCCAGAGAUGCCCAUCGUGGACUACCGUACCCGCUGGAGUGGCAUCACUCAGCAGCACAUGCGCAAGGCCAUCCCCUUCCAGGUGGCCCAGAAAGAGAUCCUCAAGCUCCUGAAGGGCAAGGUGGUGGUGGGGCAUGCGCUCCACAAUGACUUCCAGGCCCUCAAGUACGUGCACCCUCGGAGCCAGACCCGCGACACCACUUACGUGCCCAGCCUCCUGCAGCAGCCCGGCCUCCACACUCGCACCCGGGUCUCUCUGAAGGACCUGGCCCUGCAGCUGCUACACAAGAAGAUCCAGGUCGGCCAGCAUGGGCACUCGUCGGUGGAAGACGCCACAACGGCCAUGGAGCUGUACCGGCUGGUGGAGGCGCAGUGGGAGCGGCGGCAGGCUGGCAGCCUCCCACCCCGCCCCGAGGACCGGGACCCGGACAGCAGCACGGACGUAGAACAGUACAUGGAGGACCAGUACUGGCCGGAGGACCUGGCCCAGGGCACCUGUGGAGGAACGGGGGAGCCACAGGACAGAAGGGAGUGAGGCAGGAGAGGCUCCCAGGUGACCUCUGAGUGGAGCGUGGGGGGCGCGGGGGGCCAGGAGAGCCCUGGGCACGUCGUCCCUGGUAGGGCAGGGUGAGGCUAGCCUGUUGCCAGGGUCCAGGGAGCUGGGACCAUCUGUCCUCUUGGCUCCCUCCGUCCAAGGCUGUUGUGGGCACUUAACCCCACCCCUGUGGCCUGCUAAUGGCACUUUAUAGACACUAUGAAAAUGUCAGGUGCGCAGGGACCCAGCUGGGGGAGGACGCAUGCCGACAGACCAUCCCAGCUGUCACCCCACCCCCAUGGGUGGAUAGCACCCCUGUGCUGUGGUAUCUCGGGGUGAUGUCUUCUCCCUGGGGUGGUGAGCUCAGUGACUUGGGGUACAGCUCUCUUCUCUUACUGCCCUCUACCUCUUCCUCCACGGGCAUUGUCAGAUUCAAUGUGCCCUGAGCCUGUAGAAUUAAGGCCACUCUAUGGGACGUUCCUUUCCUUUCUCUCUGAACUAGAACUUGGGCUGGCGCCACAGUAGGACCUCGAUGCUAGGCUGUGAUAGACCAGCAGGGCCCCUCUAGGCACGUGGGGAGCUGGCACCAGGAGUCACCAGGCUCUAUUCCGAGGGUGGGGGGAAGCGGGUAAGCUUCGGGUGGAGACGCUGAUGUAUUAAUUUUGACCCGACUCAGGCAGGAGGCUCUCUUAAGCACAAGCCUGAGAAACAGCACAGCAGUCUGAGUUCUGGGAUCCGUGUGGGACCCCCUACCCAGUGUGUAGGGGGGCCGAGUGCAUGUCCAAGGGGUGAGGGCCAGGCAGGGAAGCCAUCUCCGCACUUGGGCUGGUGUCCCCUCGGGCACUUGGAUCCACAGGCAUUGUGGUCAUUGGGUUGCAUGCACCUUGCCAGAGCUGUCUCUGUCAGGAUCUCAUCUGCCACCCCUCUUGCGUUCUUUCCCAAAGGGCAAUUUGGGAGUAUUGAGGUUAAGCAAGAGCUCAGGUCCACACUGACCUUUGAGCCCCAUCUUUGCUUGCCACUUAACAGCUUUGGGACCUUGAGCAAUAUGUGACCUCACCCUUGAGCCCAUUUCCUCCUCUGUAAAAUGGGGCUAAUGCCGUAGCCUACCUCAUAGGGUUGUCCUGGGGGCCCGGUGCCCAGUGCUCAGCGUGGUGCCUGGCUCCCUUUCAGCCUCUUCUGGGGGACGCCUGAGCCCGCCCCUGGGAUUGAGACGGCUGCUGACCCUUGGCUGCCCCAGCAGGGGCGGGCUGAGGACACCGCGUGCAGGUGCCGGGUCCUCACUGCUCCCGUGGCUGGGUGACCGGUGUGCGCUCAGCCCCCCCCCCCCCCGCGUGCAGGAAAUGACAGUGAUUUUUAUGUCAGUCUGGUCCAAGCAGCAGGGCCGGGAACUGAGAGACACUACUGAAACCGCACUACAGGUUGCCUGUCCUCCACUCCCUCCCUGUCUUCGGGGCAGGGCCCGACAAUGGCAUUGACCUCUGCUGGCCUGGCUCCAGCGCUUUGUUCUGGAGUCCUUCAAAGUCUGUAGCUGGUGCCAAACUCCCAGCCCAGCCGGGCUGCAGUUUCGAUUCUUUGGGCUACAGACUGAAGGGAGAUGAAACUGUUACCAGUGGGAAAAUGUACUGGGUUUAAGGUCAGCUUUGUUGUAAAACCAUUUGUUCUGGAAUAAAAUGAGAUUAGAAAAGUAA